AUGGCCAAAGAUGUCAAAGAGGAAGCUCCAGAGACAUCAACUUCAAAUGAUCCCUCAUCAUCCUCACCUGCUCAGGCUAUAGCUGAGCGUGAGCAAGCAAUUGCUAAACUCAGGGAUGAGAAGGCUACUAUAGAAGGAUGGUCUUUAUAUCAAGCAAUCACGUAUACCGACCCUCAAGUUAGUUCCAUUUCUGGGGCAAAGCUGAGCACUCGGGAAGAUAAAGCCUUAGCCAGAGAGGAGGAGAUAAGUUUCAACGUUGUUGGACCAUCUGCUAAACCAACAACCAAUGAAGCUGAAGUUGAAGCUCCUAGAGCUGAAGCUGAUGCUGAGGUUGCAUGUGCUAUCCCAACCUCCAGCGAAGCUGCUAUAGCAGAGGAGGUUGAUGCCAUCCCUCGUGAUGAUGACCUUCCCAUCACCUCUACACAUGUUGCUGCUGAUGUGAAAGAUGAAGAAGAUGACGAAGAAGGUGAUGAACCUGAUCUUCCAAACUCCAGCAGUGAUCUUGAUGGCGAUGAUGACGAUGAUGAUGAAGAUGACUUCACCAUUCAGUUUCAGCAUCCAACAACUGCCACUAAAGGAGUUGCCCUCAAGGAUUUCGCAUCCCAGGGGGAGCGAAAGGAAGAAGAGUUUGUGCCUGAAAGGAACCAGGGCCCUUCGUUGAAAGGCAAAGGCGUCGCUGAAGAAGGAAAUUUAAAGGUUUUUGAUGAUUUUUGGGGCAAAUCCUGCAGCAGUCCUAUAGGACUAGGUGUGGCAGAAUCCUGUAGUACCUGUCCGUGA
Molecule: messenger RNA, 777 nt
Organism: Cynara cardunculus var. scolymus (artichoke)
Lineage: Eukaryota; Viridiplantae; Streptophyta; Magnoliopsida; Asterales; Asteraceae
Product: rRNA-processing protein EFG1-like
Exons: 5
Coding region: 1-777 (258 amino acids)
Source: RefSeq, a predicted model, not a curated record